Messenger RNA from Tachysurus vachellii, 4539 nucleotides. RefSeq names its product sperm associated antigen 1b (gene spag1b). Gene Ontology annotation, molecular function: heat shock protein binding. The record is from RefSeq and is a predicted model, not a curated record. Bases 148 to 4068 code for a protein of 1306 amino acids. Gene Ontology annotation, cellular component: cytosol; mitochondrion. The transcript has 26 exons. Lineage: Eukaryota; Metazoa; Chordata; Actinopteri; Siluriformes; Bagridae.
CCUUCCUUCCCACGUGCCCCGGUGUCACCUGCAGCUCAUUAAAACCUCGCGCACUAAAACAAGCGGUUCAUAUUUGGUGCCGCACGUUGAUUGGUUAGUGACGCACUUCCGGAUGGUUUAGGGCUGGAAACAGUGAAAAGGUGAAUAAUGAGUGUGGAGGGAGUGUCCUCUUUACUGAUGAAAUCAUCGCCAGGCAGAUCACACACAAUUCCUCUGGAGCACCUGGACUACAGCUACAUCCAACACUGUCAAGAUUUGAAAUACCUGGAAAAGAUCCUGAAUGUGCUCAGGUCAGGUACAGAGGGGACAUAUCCACAGCUGACAGAUUUCUGUGAGAAGCGCAUUGAGACAUUAGAACCGAGACAUCGCGCUCUUAGGAAGGACACAUUUCCAGCUACCGCUGCAUCCUUUUCUACAGAUGAGUGGAAACACAUCACUGAUGACUUACAGACCUGGCAGAGGGAGAUCACAGAGAGAGAGCAGCAGCUCAUGCAGUCACCCACCUUCAACCUUGACACACUACCUCCUGUACGCAACUUCACCCUACAGAGACCACCAAACACCACAGCCACUGCGAGCAGUAAACGAUGUGCUGUUCCACGUGCAUAUAGUGACUGGGACAGGUUUGAUGUUGAUAAAGAGUGUGCUAAGAUAGAUGAGGACAUAAAUAGCAACGACGCCCCUGCUGUGAUAAAAUCCGCUCACACAAACAUCACACACCACAUCGACACCUCAGUUCUGACACAGCAGGAGAAAUGUGUGUUAGCCACUCGAGAGAAGGAGAAAGGAAAUGAGGCCUUUAGAGCGAGGGAUUGGGAUGAGGCUGUAGUCUACUACACCAGGAGUCUGGAUAUCUUGCCCACAGUAGCUGGAUUUAAUAACCGAGCUCAGGCUGAGAUUAAACUUCAGCGCUGGACUGAUGCAUUAAAAGACUGUGAUGCUGUGCUGAACAUUGAAAGACACAACUAUAAAGCUCUGCUGCGUCGUGCGACUGUAUCCAAACAUUUGGGAAAGCUACAGGAAGCACAUGAUGACAUCACAAGUGUUCUUCAUUCUGAACCUCACAAUGUCACAGCACAGAAACUCCUGCAGGAAGUGAAUGAGAAGAUAAAUACAGAGCUGCCACACAAAUCAUGCCCACCAAAGCAGCCAAGAAAUGGCAAGAAGCUUCUGAUUGAAGAAGUGGAUGAGGAAAAGGAUGAAGAGACAAAUGGAGAGACAGAUGCUGAAAGUGAACGAGUGGACAAAUACCCGGAAACAGAAGAACAGAUGGAUGGAGAGACAGCGAGACAGGCAGAAAUAAAGGUAGAUGGAGAGAUAGAGAGACAGACAGAGAGAUGGACAGAUGGAGUGAAACAGUGUGUGGACACCGCAGCAGUGAAGCUUGAGGGAAAUGAUCUGUACAGGAAAGGACAAUAUGGAGAGGCAGCUGAGAAAUACACACACAGCAUCACAACACUUACACGAUUAGGUGUGUACAGUAAGGAUGACAUGUUUGUUCUGUACUGUAACAGAGCUGCAUGCUUCCUGAAGAUGGGACAGUGUUCUGAGUGUGUGUCAGACUGCUGCCGAGCUCUACAUUUGAAGCCGUAUAGUGUGAAAGCUCUUUUGAGGCGAGCGAUGGCAUUUGAGGCACUGGAAAUGUUUCGACUGGCUUAUGUGGAUUACAGAACUGUACAACAAAUAAACAAUUCACACAUUGUACAACAGCAUGUCAACAGGCUUACUAAGGUGCUAAUGGAACUGGAUGGUCCAGAUUGGAGAACAAAACUCCCAGAGCUUCCAUUUGUCCCAAUGUCAAUUCGACAUGAUUGUACAGAGACUCUGCCCACAUCACAAACCACACCCAUCACACACCCUGUGCCCACUAUGAAAACUCCACCUAAUACAGGAACUCCACCUACCAUGAAGAUUUCACCCACCAGACAGUGUGCACCCACAGUAGAGGUACUGGUGCAUACAGAGACUCCUCCCACUGGUGGUCCAUCCCAAACACGCAGGUGUAUCAACAUAGCAGAGGUGGAGAGAGAUGUUACUGAUGAAGAUGGUGAUGAAGGCAUUGAUGAUAAAGAUGAAGAUGGUGCUGCUGCAGCUGCUGAUGAAAUAGACGUUAAUUAUGUCAAGACCUCCGGUUUAGCCAACAGAUGUGCUGUUCCACCUGCAAACAAUGACUGGGACAGGUUUGAUGUUGAUAAAGAGUGUGCUAAGAUAGAUGAGGACAUAAAUACGAACGACGCCCCUGCUGUGAUAAAAUCCGCUCACACAAACAUCACACACCACAUCGACACCUCAGCUCUGACACAGCAGGAGAAAUGUGUGUUAGCCACUCGAGAGAAGGAGAAAGGAAAUGAGGCCUUUAGAGCGAGGGAUUGGGAUGAGGCUGUAGUCUACUACACCAGGAGUCUGGAUAUCUUGCCCACAGUAGCUGGAUUUAAUAACCGAGCUCAUGCUGAGAUUAAACUUCAGCGCUGGACUGAUGCAUUAAAAGACUGUGAUGCUGUGCUGAACAUUGAAAGACACAACUAUAAAGCUCUGCUGCGUCGUGCAACUGCAUACAAACAUCUGGGAAAGUUACAGGAAGCACAUGAUGACAUCACAAGUGUUCUUCAUUCUGAACCUCACAACGUCACAGCACAGAAACUCCUGCAGGAAGUGAAUGAGAAGAUAAAUACAGAGCUGCCACACAAAUCAUGCCCACCAAAGCAGCCAAGAAAUGGCAAGAAGCUUCUGAUUGAAGAAGUGGGUGAGGAAAAGGAUGAAGAGACAAAUGGAGAGACAGAUGCUGAAAGUGAACGAGUGGACAAAUACCCGGAAACAGAAGAACAGAUGGAUGGAGAGACAACGAGACAGGCAGAAGUAAAGGUAGAUGGAGAGAUAGAGAGACAGACAGAGAGAUGGACAGAUGGAGUGAAACAGUGUGUGGACACCGCAGCAGUGAAGCUUGAGGGAAAUGAUCUGUACAGGAAAGGACAAUAUGGAGAGGCAGCUGAGAAAUACACACACAGCAUCACAACACUUACACGAUUAGGUGUGUACAGUAAGGAUGACAUGUUUGUUCUGUACUGUAACAGAGCUGCAUGCUUCCUGAAGAUGGGACAGUGUUCUGAGUGUGUGUCAGACUGCUGCCGAGCUCUACAUUUGAAGCCGUAUAGUGUGAAAGCUUUUUUGAGGCGAGCGAUGGCAUUUGAGGCACUGGAAAAUUUUCGACUGGCUUAUGUGGAUUACAGAACUGUACAACAAAUAAACAAUUCACACAUUGUACAACAGCAUGUCAACAGGCUUACUAAGGUGCUAAUGGAACUGGAUGGUCCAGAUUGGAGAACAAAACUCCCAGAGCUUCCAUUUGUCCCAAUGUCAAUUCAACAUGAUUGUACAGAGACUCUGCCCACAUCACAAACCACACCCAUCACACACCCUGUGCCCACUAUGAAAACUCCACCUAAUACAGGAACUCCACCUACCAUGAAGAUUUCACCCACCAGACAGUGUCCACCCACAGUAGAGGUACUGGUGCAUACAGAGACUCCUCCCACUGGUGGUCCAUCCCAAAUACGCAGGUGUAUCAAAAUAGCGGAGGUGGAGAGUGAUGUUACUGAUGAAGAUGAAGAUGGUGAUAAAGGCAUUGCGGAUAAAGAUAAAGGUGGUGCUGCUGCCGCUACUGAUGAAAUAGAUGUUAAUUAUAUCAAGACCUCCUGUUUAGCCAGUGUCUUGGAGUUUAGGCAGGCCUUAAAAGUGGCCCGUUGCCGUGGUGACCUGGUGGCCUGCGCCCAGCUUCUGAGGAGCGUGUCACCUCAAACUCUCCCUCAAUACAUCAGCUUGCAUCUGGACACAGACACACUUAGCUUCAUCAUACACACACUACACAAACACAUCCUGACCACUGAGCCAGGCCUGGUUUAUCGUCUUCUCACACACCUGCACACCAUCGACAGAUUCACAGUGGUUCUGAUGCUGAUGGACUCCGAUGAGAAGAGACAGAUCACACAGUUGUUUGAGUGUUUGCGUGCCGUGGAGUCGGAUGAGCUCACACAUGAGAACAUUAACAGCCUGGCUAAGAAGUUCAUAUAACAUAUAUAGGUGGGAUGUGGUAGCUCAGUGGUUAAGUUGUUGGACUCCUGAUUGGAAGGUCAUGAGUUUGAAUCCCAGGUUCUUCAAUCUGCCAUCACUGGGUCCCUGAGCAAGGCUCGUAGCCCUUGAGGACACUUUAAAAAUACUACCCUUUCAUGAUGUUUGUGGACAAAAACUUCAGAAGUAUAAAUAUAUAAGAUUAAUAUUUUUUCACAUUUUUUUUAUGCACAUUGAUGUCAAAAUGUGCAUAAAAAUACACACAAAAUGACAUUUUUAAUAUAAAAUAAAGUGAACUGGAUUUUUUUUAUCUUUUAUUACAGUCUUGGGUAUGUCAAAGAUGACUAAUAACAUUGGAUUUUAUGCACUGUUAGUUUUUGUGCAGCAUUCGAUUUUGUUUAUUUCUCCUUCAUUUACAUCUGCUGCAUAUGGAAGCUUGUUUUUGCCUUGUUUUAAAAAAUAAAAAGAUAUAUG